CCCUGGGCUCCUGCUGCAUUAAGGGCUUGCUCUGCCGUGUGUUUCUACUUCCUUGUCUUCCGAGCUGUAUCCGGGUCGUUGCUUUCCCUAUUGUCUCAGGCAAUCGGUCUUGGACUGUGCAAAUUCUGGGUCUUUUGUUGCUUCUGGUGCAGGCUAAUAAAGUUUUUCUUUCUUUUUCUUUUUUUUUCUAACCGUUAUAACGAGGGAGUUAACUCCCCAGGGCUGCCAGGUUGGCGGCGCUGCCUGGACCGGAGGGCGCCCGCGCCCGGGGAGCGCCGGGGAAGCUCGAGCUUCUGGGGCCGGUUCCGCGAGGACUAAGGGGCGGGUCAGGGGGUGGGGUGCGCGAAGGGACCGCCGGGCUGCACCUGGGACGCCCCAUCCGCUCGGCGGCACCGCCGAUUUUAAAUAGCAUCUUCCGACUGGGUCCCGCGGUCUCAGCCCCAGACCUCGGCGCUGCCUGGGCUCCCGCAGCCUCUCCCUAGGUCUCCCAACGACCGCCGCACGGAUUCCUUAUGGAUCGCAGCUCCAAGAGGAGGCAGGUGAAGCCUUUGGCAGCUUCUCUGCUAGAAGCUCUCGAUUAUGAUAGUUCAGAUGACAGUGAUUUUAAAGUUGGAGAUGCCUCAGAUUCUGAAGGGAGUGGUAAUGGAAGUGAAGACCCCUCAAAGGACAGUGGAGAAGGUUCCUGUAGUGAUUCUGAAGAAAAUAUUUUAGAGGAAGAACUAAAUGAAGAUAUUAAAGUAAAAGAAGAACCACUUAAAAAUUCUGCAGAGGAGGAAAUACUGUCAUCAGAAAAACAGUUAAUUAAAAUGGAAAAGAAGGAAGAAGAAAAUGGAGAAAGACCUAGAAAGAAAAAGGACAAAGAGAAGGAAAAAGAGAAGGAGAAAGAAAAAGAGAAGGAGAGAGAGAAGGAGAAAGAAAAAGCAACAGUAUCUGAUAAUGUGGCUGCUUCUGCUGCUGCCACCGCACCAGCCACAAGUCCUCCUGCUGUUAACGCAUCUCCUUCAGUCCCUACUACAACUACUACAGAGGAACAAGUCAGUGAGCCAAAAAAGUGGAACCUUCGUCGAAAUCGACCACUUUUGGAUUUUGUGUCCAUGGAAGAAUUGAAUGACAUGGAUGACUAUGACAGUGAAGAUGACAAUGAUUGGCGGCCUACUGCAGUAAAGAGAAAGGGGAGAUCUGCAUCUCAGAAAGAAGGAAGUGAUGGAGACAAUGAGGAUGAUGAAGAUGAGGGGAGUGGGAGUGAGGAGGAUGAGAAUGAUGAAGGCAAUGAAGAAGAUCAUAGCAGCCCUGCCAGUGAAGGGGGUUGCAAGAAGAAGAAGAGUAAAGUUCUUAGCAGAAACAGUGCUGAUGAUGAGGAACUGACCAAUGAUAGCCUGACACUAUCUCAGAGCAAGAGUAAUGAGGACUCGCUGAUUCUUGAGAAGAGUCAAAACUGGAGUUCUCAAAAAAUGGACCAUAUUAUGAUUUGCUGUGUUUGUCUUGGAGAUAAUAGCGAAGAUGCUGAUGAAAUAAUUCAGUGUGACAAUUGUGGCAUUACAGUUCAUGAAGGUUGCUAUGGAGUUGAUGGAGAGAGUGACUCGAUUAUGAGUUCAGCUUCUGAAAACUCCACUGAACCUUGGUUUUGCGAUGCCUGUAAAUGUGGUGUUUCCCCUAGCUGUGAACUGUGUCCUAAUCAGGAUGGAAUUUUCAAGGAGACAGAUGCUGGAAGAUGGGUUCACAUUGUUUGUGCCCUUUAUGUUCCUGGAGUAGCAUUUGGAGAUAUUGACAAAUUACGACCAGUAACACUAACCGAAAUGAAUUAUUCCAAAUAUGGUGCCAAGGAGUGUAGCUUCUGUGAAGACCCUCGUUUUGCUAGAACUGGAGUUUGCAUUAGCUGUGAUGCAGGGAUGUGCAGAGCCUAUUUCCACGUGACUUGCGCCCAGAAGGAAGGCCUGCUUUCGGAGGCAGCAGCAGAAGAGGAUAUAGCAGACCCAUUUUUUGCUUAUUGCAAGCAACAUGCAGAUAGGUUAGAUAGAAAGUGGAAGAGAAAAAACUACUUGGCUCUACAAUCCUACUGUAAAAUGUCUUUACAAGAAAGAGAGAAGCAGCUAUCACCAGAAGCACAGGCAAGGAUCAAUGCCCGGCUUCAGCAGUAUCGUGCCAAAGCAGAACUAGCUCGAUCUACCAGACCCCAGGCCUGGGUUCCAAGGGAAAAAUUGCCCAGACCACUCACUAGCAGUGCUUCAGCCAUUCGGAAACUGAUGCGGAAAGCAGAACUAAUGGGGAUCAGCACAGAUAUCUUUCCAGUGGACAAUUCAGAUACUAGUUCUAGUGUGGAUGGAAGGAGAAAGCAUAAGCAACCUGCUCUCACUGCUGAUUUUGUGAAUUAUUAUUUUGAGAGAAAUAUGCGUAUGAUUCAAAUUCAGGAAAACAUGGCUGAACAAAAGAAUAUAAAGGAUAAAUUAGAGAAUGAACAAGAAAAGCUUCAUGUGGAAUAUAAUAAGCUAUGUGAAUCUUUAGAAGAACUACAAAACCUGAAUGGGAAACUUCGAAGUGAAGGACAAGGAAUAUGGGCCUUACUAGGCAGAAUUACAGGACAGAAGUUGAACAUACCGGCAAUUUUGCGGGCACCCAAGGAGCGAAAACCAAGUAAGAAAGAAGGAGGCGCACAAAAGACAUCUAUUCUUCCUACAGUACUUUAUAGUUGUGGAAUUUGUAAGAAGAACCAUGAUCAGCAUCUUCUUUUGCUGUGUGAUACCUGUAAACUUCAUUACCAUCUUGGAUGUCUGGACCCUCCUCUUACAAGGAUGCCAAGAAAGACCAAAAACAGUUAUUGGCAGUGCUCAGAAUGUGACCAGGCUGGGAGCAGUGACAUGGAAGCAGAGAUGGCCAUGGAAACUUUACCAGAUGGGACCAAACGAUCAAGGAGGCAGAUUAAGGAACCAGUGAAAUUUGUUCCACAGGAUAUGCCUCCAGAACCCAAGAAGAUUCCAAUAAGAAACACGAGAACCAGAGGACGGAAACGAAGCUUCAUUCCUGAUGAAGAAAAACAUGAGGAGAGAGUUCCUAGAGAGAGAAGACAGAGGCAGUCUGUGUUACAGAAGAAGCCCAAGGCUGAAGAUUUACGAACUGAAUGUGCAACUUGCAAGGGAACUGGAGACAAUGAAAAUCUUGUCAGAUACCCUUCAUGAGACCCAACUCUGCCACAGCUCAUCCUCGGAGGCAAUCCUGGAAACCUCUUUUAUAAGUGUGAUUUUAAAAAUGUGGAUAACACUCUCAAUAGAGUACAUAAAGUAAAGGAGAACAGCUAUCUUGUCCUUCCCAUAAGCUUAUCACUGCAAAAAGUUGCCUUUGCUUGUCAGGUUUGGAUAGAAUGUAAUUGAUUGGUUUGUUACCUGGACUGACAAGGCAUUUAAUUUGCCUGUGUGGACUUUUUUUUCUAUUUUUUUUUUGCACUAAUCAGAAAUAUUUGAUAUGUGCAUUGUUGAAAAAUACUAGAUAAUGUCUUGUCAGAAUUGUCCUAUUAAGUAAUGUUUUUCCCUCUUGCUUCUUUGGCAAAUGAUGAUAUACAGUAUUUGGACUUACUGAAGAGCUAUGGAAGCCUAUGGGACUUAACUGCAAUGUGCUAUUACUGUUGUUGAUCACUACCAGUAACAAAUAAGAAAGACAAUGCAUUCCAUUAGUCUGCUAUUCUGCUUCAUCCAACUCAAUAUAUAUAUUCAUAUAUGAAAUGCUACAUUGAGAAACAAUUAUAGACUCUUACAUUAAACAUUAUUUCUAUUUAUCAUAUUCAGUAAGAGUGAAAGACUUGUAAAGCAUAUGUAUUCUAGUUUUGACUCAUUGUGUGAAAGCGCUGGUAUUAUUAGCAUGAAAUUUUUACAACUUCAGAUUUGAAGCUCCUAAGUAAGAGUAUGUCUGUGUUGAUCUCUAGAUAUUUUUUAGUAAUGCCCAAAUUUAUUCAGUCCUUAUUGACAUAAUACAAACUUUCUGUAUUCAGUAUAAUUUUAUUUUUUCAACCUUAAGGAUGAGGUUAAGAAAUAAGGAGAGAGAUACAAAGCUUAUUGACUAUACAAGUUGCCAGCUGAAAGAUCUUCAUCAACAUCUUUAUCUUUCCAGAAGUUUACAGAAUUAAAUUUUGAUCUUCAAGCUUUAAUGAUCGAGGUUUAAGGCAACUACAGAAAUUUGUUGAAUAUUUCAUCACUCCAUCUUGAACUGAUUUAGAAGAGACUCUUUGCUGAAAUUGAAAUGCACAUAUACAUGUAAAUUGUCAACUUGCUUCUUGGAAUUUCUUGAUCUAUAAAUGUGGUUUUGGACAUCU
Messenger RNA from Myotis lucifugus (little brown bat), 4300 nucleotides. RefSeq names its product PHD finger protein 14 (gene PHF14). The transcript has 17 exons. The record is from RefSeq and is a predicted model, not a curated record. Gene Ontology annotation, biological process: regulation of transcription by RNA polymerase II. Lineage: Eukaryota; Metazoa; Chordata; Mammalia; Chiroptera; Vespertilionidae. Bases 513 to 3173 code for a protein of 886 amino acids.